Messenger RNA from Exophiala viscosa, 1893 nucleotides. RefSeq lists its product as uncharacterized. The record is from RefSeq and is a predicted model, not a curated record. NCBI's taxonomy places the organism in Eukaryota, Fungi, Ascomycota, Eurotiomycetes, Chaetothyriales, Herpotrichiellaceae. The transcript has 3 exons. The coding region runs from base 223 to 1761 and encodes 512 amino acids. Gene Ontology annotation, molecular function: snoRNA binding. Gene Ontology annotation, cellular component: small-subunit processome; box C/D methylation guide snoRNP complex.
AAAGGUUGGAAAAAGUUCUACGAGACGGUACUACAACUUCUUUUACAGUCAACAUAAGUAUUAUUUGCAUAUAUUUCGACUGCUACGAAAUACUCGACUUGCGGUAGGCUCGACUUCAGGUCGACGUUGGUCUCGCGCAAGCAGUUUGCGCCUCCUCACCCGACUAGGUAGUUGUGCGGCUUGCAUCCAGACGACCUAUCGUUACGAUCGAGCACUUUAGCUAUGGCGGACUACCUUCUCCAUGAGGGUCCAAUGGGCUACUCGCUCUUCAAGGUCGCCCUCCAGGCCGAUACUGUGGGCAACCGGCUCAAGGAGGUCCAAGAUAGUGUGCAAGACCUUUCGCGGUUCGGCAAAAUGGUGGACCUUGUCAGCUUUCUGCCAUUCGAGAGCGGAAAGCAAGCCCUUGAAGAGCUUCACGAUAUUUCUGAAGGCAUUGCGUCGGACUACCUCAAAUCCUUCCUCGAACUGAACCUGCCUAAGGCUGGGAAGAAGAACAAAGUGACGUUGGGCGUUUCGGACAAGAUUUUGGCCAACAGUAUCAAGAGCGCAUUCCCAAACCUCGAGUGUGAGACUGGCGACACUAGUGAGGUCGUCCAGGACAUGCUCAGAGGAAUUAGGAUGCACUCUGAGAAACUGCUCAAGCAACUGCGCGAAGGCGACACUGGCACUGCUCAACUCGGUCUCGGUCACGCUUACUCCAGAGCCAAGGUCAAGUUCUCCGUGCAGAAGAACGACAAUCACAUCAUCCAAGCCAUUGCCAUCUUGGACCAACUUGACAAGGCCGUCAACACCUUCUCCAUGCGCGUUCGCGAGUGGUAUUCAUGGCAUUUCCCAGAGCUUGUCAAGAUCGUCUCGGAUAACCACAAAUACGCAAAAGUUGCCCUGUUUGUCAAGGACAAGAUGACGUUGUCGGAAGACAGCCUGCAUGAGCUUGCAGCCGUUGUUGAUGACGACGAGGACAUUGCGCGAAGCAUAAUCGACGCUGCAAAGACCAGUAUGGGACAGGAGAUCUCUGUCUCGGACAUGGAAAAUGUCACGCUGUUCGCAGCGCGAGUGGUCAGCCUUGCACAAUACCGGAAAACCCUCUACAGCUAUCUCGUCUCUAAGAUGGGCGUGGUUGCUCCCAAUCUGGCAGCCUUGAUCGGAGAAGUCGUCGGAGCACGACUCAUUUCUCAUGCUGGUAGUCUCACAAACUUGUCAAAAUACCCAGCUUCGACGGUCCAGAUACUUGGCGCCGAGAAGGCUCUCUUCCGUGCCUUGAAGACAAAAGGGAACACGCCCAAAUACGGCCUCCUGUAUCACUCAUCCUUCAUUGGUCGUGCAGGCCAGAAGAACAAGGGCAGAAUAUCUCGGUUCCUUGCCAACAAAUGCUCCAUUGCUUCCCGCAUUGACAAUUUCUCGGAGAGUCCUUCUACAGUCUUUGGCCAAGCAUUGAAGAAGCAGGUCGAAGAGCGCCUGGAGUUCUACUCGUCCGGGACGCAGCCCACGAAAAAUGAAGUUGCUAUGAAAGAUGCCAUGGACAAGGUCCUCGCAGACAUGGAUGUUGAUGAGCCCGCCAAGGCGGAUGAGGAGAUGUUCGAUGUAGAGCCGACACCUGUGCAAAGACAAGAAAAGAAAGACAAGGAGGGGAAAGAGAAGAAGAAAGACAAGAAGCGCAAGUCAGAAGGUGACGCUGUUCUGGAGAAGAAGAAGAAGCGGAAGUCGAUGGAUACCGACGGUGAGGUGGAAAGCAAGAAAAAGAAGAAGAGGAAGUCCGAGUAAUGGGCUCGACGUUGAUGAUGUGCAUGGCGUUGGCGGUUGCGAUUGGUGUCUUUACUACAACUGCAUCAAAUGAGGCAUUUGUCAAUUGUGAUGUAUGAACAUAAUUUCCUUCUAUCUCUUGCGUUCGUUCGC